This is a messenger RNA of Aureobasidium pullulans EXF-150, 2040 nucleotides long. RefSeq lists its product as uncharacterized. NCBI's taxonomy places the organism in Eukaryota, Fungi, Ascomycota, Dothideomycetes, Dothideales, Saccotheciaceae. The transcript is spliced from 3 exons. Gene Ontology annotation, biological process: positive regulation of transcription by RNA polymerase II. Gene Ontology annotation, cellular component: nucleus. The record is from RefSeq and is a predicted model, not a curated record. The coding region runs from base 1 to 2040 and encodes 679 amino acids. Gene Ontology annotation, molecular function: DNA-binding transcription factor activity, RNA polymerase II-specific; transcription cis-regulatory region binding; zinc ion binding.
AUGCCACAGGUGAAGGUGACAGCGGCCACCGCCUCCGGAUCUGGAGGCGUGGAGAAGAACCCUAGGAGAACAGCAAAGAGUCGUAACGGCUGUCAAGUGUGCAAAGUCAAGAGAUUAAAAUGUGACGAAACACGGCCGGCUUGCGAUAAUUGCACCAAGCGUGGCUACGAUUGUCCUGGUUACAAAAAAGCCCUCAAGUGGUCGACCAAGUACGAAGUUCUGCAGCCCGAUGAAACCGAUAACCAAAAGACAUUCCAUCCUUCUGUCGAGUACCACUUCUCUUCGAUCGAUCCAGUAGCCUUUGGACAGACAGCCACUUACCAAAACGAGGAGAUACCUGGAAGCGCCGCUGGACAUCGAGAUGUUUCUGAGGAGCGCACUCAUUCUGCAGUCGCGAUACACACACCACCUGUCCAAAAAGCUGUAGGAAUGGAAGCCUCGGGCCCUUACUGUCCCUGGCCAGAGCAAUGGCCGGGCUACCCUGAUCCAGACCAACAGAACGCCAUAUUCCUCAACACACCAAACACAUUGAUACAGCAGGUCGAUGGAAGCCGAAGAGCCAAUAACGAGAUCCAAACCUUUCAUCAGCAUCGAAGCAAUAGCCCGGAGGAAAUGAGCCAAUGGAAAUCGCUACUUCGAGCUUAUUAUCGUAUGGCGGCUCCUUCCAUGUCAAGAUCACUCCAAAACGAUACGACAAGACUGGUCGAACACUACUUCCGAGAUGUUUGCGUCCUGUACUCGUCAUUCGACUCGAAGCUAAAUCCUUUCCGUACUGUAAUAGCGAAGCUUUGGGACAGCUCAAAUUCGAUUUUCUACGCCAUUCAGAGCAUGGCUGCAGCACACUUGGCAAACCACAACAUAGGAAUGGGAGUUCAGGGACUGCAGAUGCAACGUAAGGCAUACGAAUGUCUCCAACAGGAGCUGCAACUUGCACAUGUCAACCAACAAGUGGAUGAUAGACUCCUGCUUACAGUGUUGCUUCUGGGAAUGAGUUCACCAUGGCAUGAGGCUGGAGAUCUUGGAAUGGCGCACCUGAAUGCUGCCAGAGGACUCAUAUACCCUCGACUACUCCGAGAAGACGGAAACCAGACAGAGGAAAUGGCCCGCAACGACCAAUUCUUCGCAGAGGCACUCAUAUACUGGGAGAUGUGCGUUGCUUUUGUACACAAAGAGCCACAUACGCCAAGCCGAGAGAAGUCAACCGGUAGGACAGACUACAACGAGGCCCGAACGAUAGGUACCAAAGUCAUGCCACAUCCUUGGACUGGAGUAGGGCCUCGAGCACAGGUUCUGUUUGCCGAAGUUGGCCGACUCGUUCGUACUUAUCGAGCUAUAUCAUGCCCACUAUCCUAUGGCACCACGGCUGAGCAUGUAAAUAUUGCGGACAUCAUUUCAGCAGCCACAGCCUUUGAAGAAGAGUUGCUUGGUAUCCGAUGGCCGGCUGUAGACGAUCUUAUCGACGUCCAAGAUCAAAGUACUGGUAAGCUCGAUUUCAUCAUGGUCGCAGAAGCCACACGCUGCUCGGCAUUGCUGGAGAUUUAUCGAGUCUUCCCCAACAUUCUAUGUAACCGAAUGCUCGGGUUGACUGGAAAUGCUAGCACUACUGGAACGUCCAGCCAGUUCUUUUUUCCUUUCUGCGGAACACAUCUCCAUCCUGAUCCUCAUGACCCGACAGCUUGGUUGACGUCACUCGCACGGCAUAUCUUGCUCGAUCUUAUUGGCAACGUGCCGCCGACUUCCAACACACGGCCACUACAGCUCCUAAUAAUAGUGACAGCAGCUGCCGAGCUUCGUCUGUCUGGAUCUGCUGUAUCUCCUUCGGGAUUGAACGACGAAGUGCCGUAUGACAUGGAUGUUGCACGCGCUCGAGAUCUUGCUAUGACUAGACUCGAUCAACUUUCUGCACGGUUGCCUUCCAAGCCUGUGUUCAUCCUCAUCAAGCUCGUCAAGGAGGUCUGGCGGCGGUUCGACAUUGGCGACAGUGAAGUAUUCUGGCUUGAUGUCAUGCAUGAGAAUGGCUGGCAGACAGUUAUGGGCUAG